Molecule: messenger RNA, 816 nt
Organism: Saccharomyces kudriavzevii IFO 1802
Lineage: Eukaryota; Fungi; Ascomycota; Saccharomycetes; Saccharomycetales; Saccharomycetaceae
Gene: PEX2
Product: ubiquitin-protein ligase peroxin 2
Exons: 1
Coding region: 1-816 (271 amino acids)
Source: RefSeq, a predicted model, not a curated record
AUGUCUCGGGUCGCGCAGCUUGACUCGAUAGCGCUUGAUAAAGAACUGUAUGGGCAAUUCUGGUCCGAAUUCAAUUCGGCAUUCAGCACGGAUAGAUACAAAGAGGAAUGGGAACUGGUGGUGAACUCUCUGGUGUUCCUGUGUGCGGCGAGGUUUCUGCCGCAACAUGGUUCUAGCAGCACGUACGGAUCCGCUCUCAGUGGUGUGGCUUUCCGUUGCAGGAAACGCUCCUUGUAUGUGGUUACUGUCUUGGCUGGAUAUGUAUGGAAGAAGAUCACACAUUUUGUUUUCGAUGGCAGUGGCGGCAGGAGGCGGGUGGUGUGGAUGAAGGUGUACAAGUGGCUUAACCUGCUGUACCAUGGCUGCGAUGUGACUAAUUUCCUGAGAUUUUUGGCGGCGGAUGGCGCUGGUGCGAGAUCAUUCUUGUCGCCCCUGUAUCGGGUGUUCAGCAUCUACUCCACAAGAUUAGUCGGCGAUGGCUCCGCUCCCAUCUCUGAUUUCUAUUCGAACUCUGUUUUCGCUGGGUUAGAGUAUCAAAACAGGCAAUUGCUAUGGACUGCGCUGUUGGAACUUUUCUCCAAAACACUGCUUACCAAAAGGGGGCUCUUACCCUUUGCCAAAAGGCCGCAGAGCCCUCGCUUGGGCACCACAUCCAAGACGGUUUGUGCCCAUUGUAGCCGUUUCCCGACCAACCCAUACCAGAUCGCUUGUUGUCACGCGAACUACUGUUAUGUUUGUGUAGUGAAGGCAUUGGAAUGGUCCGUGUGUGAUGCAUGCGGUGCUUCAAAAGGCUUGACUGCCGCGCCAGUGUACUGA